AUGAUGCACCUCAUACAUCUACUAUCAUUGCUAUUCGCAACCACAGCGCCAUUGGCAGGGGCAGUUCCAGCACAAUCAUGGGGCCACACAGUAACGCAAGUAUAUGAUACCACCAACCGAGUACCUCUCCCCAACGAAGGCCAUCUACAAGUCCACGACCCCAACAUCAUCCUCUCCAAUGACCACUACUACCUCUUCAAAGGCGGGAUUAACAUCCCAAUCUUCAAAUCCACCAACAUGUCCGGGCCCUGGGAAAAGAUCGGCACUGUCCUAGACGGCGACAGCAUCAUUGACAAAGGCAAUCGGUCCCGCCCGUGGGCCCCAACGAUCAUUGAAAAAAACGGUACCUUCUACUGCUACUACACGCUGAGCCGGCCCGGAUCUCGCAACAGUGCAAUCGGUGUCGCAACAACAACGGCGCUGGGCAGCACGUGGACGGACCACGGCCUCCUCAUUAAUACGGGGAGCGGGCCUGGCUCCGAUGUGUAUCCUUACACUAUUACCAACGCCAUUGAUGCGUCGUUUAUCUUUGACCAGGGCUCCGGACAGGCGUAUCUGAAUUACGGCAGUUUCUGGCAUAAUAUCUGGCAGGUGCCGCUUUCUGAUGAUUUGCUUUCUGUGAAGGAUGCAGCGAAGCCGGAUGCUGUGCAGUUGACUUUUGUGCCGCAUGAGACGGUCCGUCCGGAGGAGGGGUCUUGGAUGAGUUAUCAUGAUGACUAUUACUAUGCUUGGUUUAGUCAUGGGAAAUGUUGCAAAUUUGAGAGCGGGUUCCCGAAGCGUGGUGCGGAGUAUAGUAUUCGUGUUGGGAGAUCGAAGGAUGUUCGUGGUCCUUUUGCGGAUAAAAAGGGUGAUUUGUUGCUUGAUGGUGGGGGGACGAUAGUUUAUGCGUCUAAUCAUGGGGCUGUUUAUGCUCCUGGUGGAAUCGGAGUUUUGCCUGGGAAUGAUUCAACGCCUGAUAUUCUUUAUUAUCAUUAUUUGAACACUUCGAUUGGGUUCCUGGAUACACAAGCUCAACUGGGCUGGAACUACCUGGAAUAUAAGGAUGGGUGGCCAGUACCCCUCGAAGGCGAAGAUGCUGCCGCUGCCAGCGCCGCUCCUACCAAUGCUCUUCCUAGAUGGAGCUCCCUGACAAUUGUCCUUGGUUUAUGGUUGUACAUCUGGUCAUAA
Molecule: messenger RNA, 1167 nt
Organism: Penicillium soppii
Lineage: Eukaryota; Fungi; Ascomycota; Eurotiomycetes; Eurotiales; Aspergillaceae
Exons: 3
Coding region: 1-1167 (388 amino acids)
Biological process (GO): carbohydrate metabolic process
Molecular function (GO): arabinan endo-1,5-alpha-L-arabinosidase activity
Source: RefSeq, a predicted model, not a curated record